Molecule: messenger RNA, 1002 nt
Organism: Meloidogyne enterolobii
Lineage: Eukaryota; Metazoa; Nematoda; Chromadorea; Rhabditida; Meloidogynidae
Source: the annotation of a GenBank genome assembly
AAAAAAUAAAUUAAUUUUUGGUUUAAAAAUCUAGUGGUAAAGAUUUUGUAAAUAAAACCCUUGUUACAAACUUGGUUGUAACAAAUUGGUGCCACGACGAAUAAAAAAUCAGGGCUAUAAAAAUAAAAAUUUUUUUUGGGAUAAAAAAUAAUUUUAGUUAAAAAGUAAAUUUUGGGCUAAAUUUUUUUAGCAAAACUGGAAAAUAUUCAAGAAAAAUUGGACAAGGUUACAAUUUGUUCGUCCAGACCACCAAACGAAAAUUUAAAUCUGGAAAGAAAAAUUGAUAAUAAAUUCCGACAACAAAGCGCUCAACAGCGCAAUUUCUUUACUAAAAACUAUAGAAAUCAAGGAACGUCUCAAAGUCGUCAAAAGCCCCAUAAAGAAUCUGCGCCUGUAAUCGUAAAAGUCGUCAAUUCAAACGCCGAUAAUCAAAUACCUCGUGGUUAUCAGCCGUUUGUUCCAAAUAAUUAUUUUCAAUUUCCUAAUUUUAAUACUCGAUUUCCACCAGCUUUUCCACACCCAACUUUUCAAUACCCAGCAUUUCCUCCGUUUAAUCCAUACGGAGUACAACAACAACCGAUUUACCGACCUAGAAUUGGUAUUGCUCAAAACCGCUGGGCACAACAACAGCGACGACCUAAUAAUUUUGUAAGGCCUAGAACUCGUCGAUUCAUUCAAAUUGGUCAUGGCGGGCGUCCUGCAAACCGGGAUAGGCGUUAUUCGAGAUCGCCUCGUGCGACAUCUGGAAGUGGUUCGUCGUCAAGAUUUUACGGCAGACGAAGGGAAUAAUAAAAGAAAGGACGAUUUCUAAUGAUGAGAGAAAUAAAAAGAAUGAAUUUAAUUUAAAGAAAGGAAAAAAUAUUUUACAAAUAAAAGAAUGUUCUGAAAAUGUUGACAAUACUUCAUCGGAUGUGUUAAUUAAUUGUUUACAUAAAAAUUUAAAAAAUAAAUCUUUUGAAACAAUUUUGCCAAUAAAAAAUGCAAAAAUUGCUAACCCAAAAA